This is a messenger RNA of Polychytrium aggregatum, 663 nucleotides long. RefSeq lists its product as uncharacterized. The transcript has 3 exons. The record is from RefSeq and is a predicted model, not a curated record. The coding region runs from base 1 to 663 and encodes 220 amino acids. Lineage: Eukaryota; Fungi; Chytridiomycota; Chytridiomycetes; Polychytriales.
AUGUCCAUCACCUACAUCCCCAGAAAUAGCCCGAGCUUCCUGCAGCUCGAUGAAGCCCAUCACGGCUCCCAUUCCUGGCCAGGGCUCUCGGAUGAUUCCAUGACCGAGUUUGAACUCGAAAAGUCGCUGCGCAUCAAUUUCCUCAAGGCUUUUGAUAUGAUCAGAAGAAACAAAGCCCCCGCCGGCAACGACUCUGCCGAGCUGCACACCGCCUUUAACACGAUCGUCAACAGCGGACUCUUCCACAAGUUCUUCCCUCAUCUGCACUCGCUUCCUUAUAAAGGCCCAGAUGCCCCGCUUCUGAGACGAUCAUCGUCAGUGUCGAUGCUAUCUGGUAUCCUCGUCCAACGAACGAGCAGACCCUCGUCCCCCUGUGGUACCCCCGUCACCUCAAACAGUGAGUGCGGAUUGAGUAUUUCGGCCAUCACUCUGGUCUCGACCAGCAGCUCUGUCGCUUCGCGCCAGCUUUGCUUCGAAGACGAGAGUCCACAAGAUCGCCAACGCCGACUCUCGAUGAUUCGCCUCUCUCGUUCCUGGGUCGGACGUCGGCUUGCCAAGGCCAUUGACAAACUGGAAACCAUCUCGAAGCGAGUAUCUGUUGUGUGUACCCGGCUCGGCUAUAUCAAGUCGACUGGCAUCUCGGUUAUGAAGACUGCAGGCUAA